AAGAAAAUUAGAGCAGGAAAAAAAUGGCGCACACAUUUUCUGCCUAGCAAUAGCAGCAGCCGCUACCGGCCCACCGCCGUUAAUCCAUUUUCCGUUUAUUCUAUUCUGUUAACCUUCAGCUCUUCCGAACUCUUCUAAAUCAUUUAAACGGUGAAAGGAUGGGUGAAGUAAUUCUAGGAAUGCCAGGGCCUUGGGCUGAUGAUAAUUUUGAAGCAGCUGAUCAUUACACUAGUAAAAUUGGGGGACUUCCUGAUUGGCCUUGUCUUGAAUCUUUUAUACAACCUGAUCUUCUUAAGUGUGAUUCCUGUGGAGGCAAUCUUAGUCUUGUGGCUCAGAUUUAUGCUCCUGUUUCCAACAAGAUAUUAAGUGUAGAAGAGCGUGUAAUUUAUAUAUUUUCUUGUGUAGCACCAACUUGCAAGAACAUGAGUUGGCGCGCUCUCCGUCUUCAAAGAUCUUUCAAUGAUAAAAAGCCAGAGCCUAUAAGCCAAGAUUCUAUUGUAUCACCUCUAACCACUGAGUUGCUGGAUGACCUGUGGUCAUUUGACUUGGAUGAUGAAGAUGAUGACAUAAAUCUAGAUGAUUUAGGUAAGGCACUUACUGAAGCCACAACUUUGGCCUCUGCUUCUAAAGAUAAAAAGCAGACCACUAGCUUAGAUGCUGUUGACAGAUGCUCACCUAUAAGCCUAAGAAAUAGACCAGCUGAUGACAAAGCGACAGUAUUACCAUGCUUUUAUUUAUAUAGUCAAGAGGAGAAGUAUUCAAAGGAUGUUGCCUCUGUCUCUACAAGCAUCUCUUCUCUUCAUAUAAAAGAGAACCAAAGUGAUGGUGAUGAGCAUGCACCCGAGGAAGCAUGGGAAGGGGAAAGUUAUGAAUAUGACAAAGCUCUCAAUGCUGACAGAACCUAUCUUAAGUUCAAGAAACGAUUGGAUGUAUACCCAGAGCAAUGUUUCAGAUAUUCAUAUGGUGGGAAGCCACUUUUGGCCACAACAAAAGCUGGAGAUCCUGGAAGAUGCAUGUUGUGUGGUGAAUCAAGGCAAUAUGAAUUGCAGCUAAUGCCUCCGGUGUUAUAUUAUCUUCAGGAAGCAACAAAGACCUAUUCCCUGGAAAACUGGGACUGGAUGAGUGUAAUCGUAUAUACUUGUUCCAAGGGAUGUGCCCCCUCCUCGAAGCAGGGAAGUGAUGGCUGGGCUGUCGCUGAUGAAGGCAUUGUGGUACAAACCGAAUAGAGUAUAAGUUAAGACGCAUACAAUCAGUCUACUCUGCUUAGAAGCAAUUGGUGAUGGCAAUGUCCUCCACUUUUUUCAUUAGAUUGUAAUGCCAAACUGUAUUUUGCAAUUUUGAUAUGUUUGUAGACCCAAAUUUCUUAGGGUGCUUAUAUAUAUCUGGAUAUUAGAAGGUAGAAUUGCAUCAGCAAAUUUUAUGAUAUAAUGGUAAAAUCAAUGAGUAUCUUCUUGUCUUUUUAUUUCAA
Erigeron canadensis is the source of this 1468-nucleotide messenger RNA. RefSeq names its product programmed cell death protein 2-like. The transcript is spliced from 8 exons. Lineage: Eukaryota; Viridiplantae; Streptophyta; Magnoliopsida; Asterales; Asteraceae. Gene Ontology annotation, cellular component: cytoplasm. The record is from RefSeq and is a predicted model, not a curated record. Bases 159 to 1226 code for a protein of 355 amino acids.